Molecule: messenger RNA, 705 nt
Organism: Lindgomyces ingoldianus
Lineage: Eukaryota; Fungi; Ascomycota; Dothideomycetes; Pleosporales; Lindgomycetaceae
Exons: 1
Coding region: 139-549 (136 amino acids)
Source: RefSeq, a predicted model, not a curated record
ACCCCCAAGUUAAACGUAUCUGAUCCAAGCCCAAUUUGCUCCACUGGGGGCUUCUCUUGGUCGAGAUCUGAAUUAUAUACAGCUGCGAGUUGCUCUCUCAAGUGGUUGCUGGCCGCAGUCUGGUCGCGCGAUAUCGUGAUGUGCCUUGCAACAGAGAAGCCGGAAAGAAGAAGUUCCUCGUUCGGGGAGGCUUCGCUUUCUUCUGGCUGUUCGAGAUUGUUGUUACUCACGCCUCGCCCGAUCUCUCCGAUACCGAUUUCGAUUGAGGAGGACCGAAUGCUUCCUCUAAUUGUUCUUCUUCUCCCUUGGGUUUACUGUCCGUCCCACCUCCAGUAUUGUAAAUCGAUGUCCCCGCUGGUUGGGACUGAUCAGAGUGUUCGUCGCCGCCCGAAUACGCGCUUUCAGCUUCGUUCACGAGGCUGGAGCUCUCUUCGCGAUCUCUAUCCAAACUACUUGCGCUCUGUGAAUCGUGAGGAGAGAUAUGAUCGGACGCGCACCAGAUUGCGGUUCGCGAAUAACGCCCAGCAUCCAUUUAAUUUCGAAUGGUAGGCUGUGAUGGCUGACGUCAGGAGACCGGGAAUCUGAGCUCGCAGGGAGGCGGGUGAGCAUGGAUGGAGAGACUAUCGAUGGUCACUAGCUGUAGUGAAUAGUCUCAUCGUACGAAAAGGUCCAUCGGUAUAUCAUUAAGAAGUAUGAAGGCGAUAG